This is a messenger RNA of Mercenaria mercenaria, 1579 nucleotides long. Its product is annotated as protein draper-like. The transcript has 2 exons. Bases 185 to 1297 code for a protein of 370 amino acids. NCBI's taxonomy places the organism in Eukaryota, Metazoa, Mollusca, Bivalvia, Venerida, Veneridae. The record is from RefSeq and is a predicted model, not a curated record.
AUGCCCAACUAACUGCGCAAAGUGUUCUGAAAAUGGUGAUUCACCAACGUGUGACAAAUGCAACUACGGUCAUUGGUUAACAAAUGAAGGCUACUGUUUAGCUUGUCCUGAUAAUUGUGAACAUUGUACAAGCACUUCACAAUGCACAAAAUGCAAAUCAGAAUUCUGGGAUAUACGGCCUAACAUGGUAUGUGGCUCUCCUUGUGACGAAACCUGUACUAAUAGCGGAUGCAAUAAUACAACAGGGUAUUGCUUCGGGUGUUAUCCUAGCUAUUAUGGACCUUUCUGCGACCAGAGUUGUGAACUGUGUACUAACAAAUCGUGUACUGGUCAGAGAUGUAAAAUUGGAUGUAUAAACGGAUAUUAUGGGAAUGCAGACGGCUUUGAAUGCAAAGGAUGUUCGGACCAUUGCUCGUCUUGUGUAAGUAAAACAAAUUGUACAAAAUGUGAAAAGGGCUACUACCUGUUUCGCUAUGAAAACAAUGAUUAUUCUUUUUGUACACCAUGCAAUCCGACUUGUGUAGAAUGUAUAAGUUACAGUGAAUGUGUCUGUGAGUCGGGAAAAUACGGCCCUGCUUGCAAUAAAGAGUGCAAUAUUUCAAACUGCAAAAGCUGCAUCGAUGUUGACAGUGUUGUAAAAUGUACAGAAUGUAUAAACGGAUACGCAUUUUUGAACGGAUAUUGUAUUCUUGAAACAAAUCUUUGCUCACAAUACUGUUCUAAUGGUUGCGAUAGCAACCAAAAUUGUUUAUAUGGCUGCGAAAACGGCUGGACUGGCCAGAAAUGCACAGAAAGGUGUGCUGCACAAUGCGGAAAGUGCAGUCAAAAUGAUGCAAAGAACUGCAAAAUAUGCAAAGGAGAUUUCUAUACAGAAACAUGUACUCAUCCUUGUAGUUUACAUUGCUCGGCUUUUCCAGACUCGCCGAGAUGCAAUAUAGAUAACGGAACGUGUUUAAAUGGAUGUGAUAAAGGAUACUGGGGUGAUAAAUGUGACAAUAGAUGUUACGAAGGUUGCAACUCAGGCUCAUGUUACCAGCCAAACGGAUUCUGUGACCUUUGUAACCGUACGCAUUACGGGAACUCUUGUCAAAGUAAAUGUAGUGAACAUUGUGUUGACAAUGAUGCCUCAUCUACAAUUUGUUACAAAACGAACGGCACAUGUGUCGGUGGAUGCAAAGAUGGAUACGGAGGGAAUACAUGUGAAGAUGAGAUGGCAGCCAGUACGAUGGUGUCAUCAUCAACAGCGCUGAUAUUCGGCUAUGGGAGCGUUAUCAGGAGUCCCCAGGAUGGCGAUUGACGGGUAUAGCCGCGGCACUGAGAUCAUGCUGUUUGCGUUGCGUUACAAGCCAAUCGAAAGACAAGCUGCAUAUAACCAUAAGUAUAAUCGUGCAUAUGAUGAUUGCUCUUUGUCGUUUGAUGAUGCCAUUGGACUGACGAGAGUUUUCCAUACUGUAAGCUUUGGCUUCUGAAGUCAGACUGAUUUGACUGAAUAAAGCGUGUUCUAAUAUACAGGUUUACAAUAGCCUCGUUUUCAAAAUAAGGCUGAUGUAAAAAGGGAGUGAUUUCAUUAGCUAGUUGC